Messenger RNA from Myotis lucifugus (little brown bat), 785 nucleotides. It is a transcript of the gene NDUFC2, whose product is annotated as NADH:ubiquinone oxidoreductase subunit C2. Gene Ontology annotation, biological process: mitochondrial electron transport, NADH to ubiquinone. Gene Ontology annotation, cellular component: mitochondrial inner membrane. The record is from RefSeq and is a predicted model, not a curated record. Lineage: Eukaryota; Metazoa; Chordata; Mammalia; Chiroptera; Vespertilionidae.
CGCGGGCAGGCUAGCUGGGUGGGUCACUUAGUGCCCCGGAACCUCCCGCGCAAGCUCGUGCAGCAGUGCGUCCGGGGAAGCGUUUGCGCGCUACACCGCCCUGCGCAGUGCCCUUCAGCCCGGUGCCGGGAGGAGAAAGUUUAGGACGCGGGACCCGGCGGUGGUCGUGGUGAUUUUCUUCCCAGUGGGCGGUCUGAGGCCAGGCCUCAAGUAAGAGCGGCCUCACCAUGAUGACCGGACGGCCGGGCCGAAGGCCCUUAGAGUUCCUGCCGGAUGAGGCCCAGCUGCCCCCGCCCAAGCUGACGGACCCGCGGCUCGCCUACUGCCUCUUGGACUAUUACUCCGCCCUCCUGAAUCACACGAUUCGGCAUGUUACAUGCAGCAGCGGUCGCCAACCUAUCGGACCUCUCGGACUACCAUGGUCUGCGGACCACCGGUUGGCGACCGCUGACAUACAGGGUUUGCAUCGCCAGCUUCUAUAUGUUACUUCCUUUUUUUUUGUUGGAUAUUAUCUUUUAAAACGUCAAGACUAUAUGUAUGCUGUGAAGGACCAUGAUAUGUUUGCAUAUAUAAAAUCACAUCCAGAGGAUUUUCCUGAAAAAGAUAAGAAAACUUAUGGUGACAAAUUUGAAGAAUUCCAUCCAGUGCGUUGAAGUCUCCAAAACACUUUCUUUGGUUUCACUGAGAACAGUUAUUUCCGAAUUUUGUGGAGCAUGAUUUCAUGAUAUCUGAAGUUUGUAUUAAUCUGUAUGUUAAUACCUUGUUAUUAAAAUGGUCAUCCUGAA